GACUCGUCGAUGCUAGCUACAAUUGGCUGACUGUGCAGCAUGAAUCUCAAGCUAACGACAAGUACUUGCAAGCGCGUACUGCUACCUCUUUUAUAGAAUGUAGCCGAAAUCAGUGCAUUUGUUACCCUCAGCUAAACCAGUAGGGAUAAAUGUGGCCGUGGGAUGAGCAAUAAUUGACUUUUUACCCGAUUGACAUUGCCUUAAAAAGACAUUACGGUUCCAAAAGGAGGCUUGAGGAAGAGGCCCCACUUUCGACUACCACUGGUCGGAGCAGGUCGCCGCUAAGAUUGCGAGCGUCAAUUAGUGCCGCUGGCUAGUCGGUGUAUGGAGGCCUGGCGAUAGGCCUAUGCUGUUUCAGCCAUGCCAUCGCGAUCAAGGGCAGCACGCAGCUCAGCGGCACCAUCAACACUGCACGCACACAUCAUCAAGCUCGUGUUUUUCGUGUUGACGUUUCUCGUGUUUGUGAUUCUGCAAAACUCGCUGGUGUAUUUUGAUAAAAUAUGGAGCCAAUUUCGACUCGAACUGACUGGAAUCCCGUGGUGGAUUAUAGUUUUGGCAGCUAUUGGCACGUUAACAAUAUUCUGGAUACUUUUUUUAGGAGUCGACCAAUUAAUUAUGAGGAUAUCAGGACACUAUCGAAAUGACUGCGAAACCCUGAGCUCGGAUUUGGAGUCAGACGAUAAUUCGGAUGUCGAGGAAGGGCUCUUACAAAAAAAGUACAGCAAGGAACCUUUGAAUAAAAAGGCACACACGUGCUCACAAAAACCGUCUCACUCAGCCAGAAGUUUCGCGGGAAAGGAAAAACGGCCUGGUGAAGGUCAUUCAAGGUCUCAGGAUGGGUCCCAGGGAAACAACUAUGGAAUCGUUCAACAAUCAACCGGAGAUCAACAGGGGAGUGAAAAAAAAGAUCAGGAUUCGCAAAAUCCCACGGAUGUCGAUGUAGCCGUCCGUCCUGUCGACACAACUAUUGCAGCUGGCGGCGAGGCGCGGGUAUCACCAACCUACAAUGUGUCUCUGAUGAGCUUCUCAAAUGAUAACGCACAAGAAUCCGGUUAUUUGUACGGGUCCAAUCGUCCCUACAAUCCGAUGUAUCCUUCGGCUCCAGCAAUGAUGCAAAGCGCGCCGGCGUGCUUUAAAAGAAGCUUUUAAUUCAAAAUAUUGUUAAUAAAAAAAAUAUGAUAAAAUUAGAAUAUGGUAACAGUAAGCUGCUGUUGAUCAGCUAAUAAAGUGCUUGAUUUUUAGGCUAAACGCAUGCUUCUUUUCCCAUCCCUUCGAUUAGUAUAGUUGAUAAAAAUUUAUACGACACCAGUGUUGAAAUUUGCAGAGCCCGUGUAGAGGUAAUUUAGUGAAGGCAAUAGGUCAACGGACCUGCUGGAAGCAUUUUUAAAGAAAUACUUUGAACAAAUAAAUAAAUCAGCUAAAUACUCUC
Molecule: messenger RNA, 1429 nt
Organism: Varroa destructor (honeybee mite)
Lineage: Eukaryota; Metazoa; Arthropoda; Arachnida; Mesostigmata; Varroidae
Source: RefSeq, a predicted model, not a curated record